Vicia villosa (hairy vetch) is the source of this 837-nucleotide messenger RNA. RefSeq lists its product as uncharacterized. Lineage: Eukaryota; Viridiplantae; Streptophyta; Magnoliopsida; Fabales; Fabaceae. The coding region runs from base 1 to 837 and encodes 278 amino acids. The record is from RefSeq and is a predicted model, not a curated record. The transcript has 5 exons.
AUGUCAAGACCUCCCAUUUUUGUUAAUGACUUGGAAAUAGGAUGCCAGGUUUGGAAAAUGGGUAUCCGAGUCAUUGAUUUGUGGACUGUGAAAGAGAGGAAUGGCAAGUUACAUGUGGAGCUAAUCAUACAAGAUGCAAAGGGUCAACAGAUUCAGGUUGUUACACGUCCGAGAGAAUACAACCAUUGGAUGCAAGUGUUGACCGAACAUGAUACAUAUACACUGUAUAACGGUGAACCUCUAAAAAAUGAUAUCCAAUUGAAGGCAUGUGAUAACCCAAUUAAACUCAUGUUCAACCAAGCAACCACGCUUUAUAAAAAUCCGCAGCACAACAUCCCUCCUCACAAAUUUGAUUUCAAGCCUAUACCUGAUUUUAUUUCUGGAAUUUUCAAGCAUGAUAUGUUGUAUGAUGUCAUCGGAAUCUUCAAUGAAGUGAUUCGGAAACAAACUGCCGGCAACUGCAAAAAGGCUUGUGCUAACAUUUUAUUUAGUGACUACCACGGUAAUGUAAUUGAAGUUGUUCUCUGGGAUUCAUUUGCUUCAAAGCUAUUUGACUUCCUAAACUCAAAUUCAAAUGCCACUCCUAUCAUUAUUGUGCUAACCCAUGGUUGGUGCAAAAGAAGUGCUGCAAAAUCCACUUUGUCUAAUGCAUGGAAUGGAAGUAAACUUCUCAUCAACUAUGAUCAUCCACAAGUGCACGAUUACAGAACUAAGUUAGGCGAUUAUAAACCAUGCCCACUGGCUUCUCAAAGUGUGUCGCAAACAUCUGAAUAUGAUAAGUUUUGGACCAACUCUUUGGAAUUCAAGAGCAUAUCUGAGAUUAAAGGAAAAAAUUAG